AUGGAAAACAUCGAUAUCCCUGGUGAUGCGCCUUCUACAAUCCCGAAAUGUCCGAGAGAAGGGACUGCCAUCCCGUCUUCCUCACAAGUUUCUAUUCCGGGUUCCCAGGAUGUCGAGGAUGACCCUCCGGCCAGUCAAGAUCUUAAGCACUGGGAGCACGUUGGGACAUUCCGCGAUUAUGUCGUGGGCGUCCAAUACUAUCGGGGUCUCGUCGGCGAGGGCGAAUCGGUAAUGCUGCGACGAGAUCCCGCGAACGAAUACGAUUCGAACGCUAUCCAGGUUGUGAACGCCGGGGGUGACCAAGUUGGUCACCUUCGUAGAGGGCUCGCCAUGCAACUUGCCAGCUAUAUGGACAGUAAUAAAAUUUUCGUCGAGGGACGUAUGGCGGAGCAUAAUUUGGAUGGCUUCAAACACUACGAGUUGGGACUAGACCUUUCCAUUUACCGCAAUCGCGCCAUUAUCCCAGCUCGUGAGGCCGAUGAUCCGUGCGCCUGA
Cryptococcus wingfieldii CBS 7118 is the source of this 495-nucleotide messenger RNA. RefSeq lists its product as hypothetical. Gene Ontology annotation, molecular function: nucleic acid binding; zinc ion binding; hydrolase activity, acting on acid anhydrides, in phosphorus-containing anhydrides. Lineage: Eukaryota; Fungi; Basidiomycota; Tremellomycetes; Tremellales; Cryptococcaceae. The record is from RefSeq and is a predicted model, not a curated record. Bases 1 to 495 code for a protein of 164 amino acids. The transcript has 3 exons.